GUCAAAUCUAGUGCAAAAUAUUGUAAAACUAAAUAUUUAUAUAUAAUCUAUUAUUUAACUUUUAAUAAAUUAUUUUAGCCAGCUAAUUAUUAUAAUAUCAGGACAUUGCAUUUUGAUAUAGAAAUAGAAGUGGUUGUAACUCUCAAGCACAUUUCAAAACCGUAUUAUAAGAUUAGUUCACUUCGAAUAAAACAAACGCAAGACAACUAAUAUGAGCUACAAUUAUUCUGCAUUUCAAAUGAACAAAAAACUAUUAUACGAACAUUAUAUCUCAUGUCCAACAAACAAAAGUCACGAAACAUUUAAUAAAGUAUAACAAUUUAUUAAAAUUGCUAACAUAUUUAAUACCACAAACACCUAUUGUUAAACGGCUAACAAUUUUGUUUUCUCUCGAUUCAGUAUCACUUGGUCCGCCAAAAAGAUAUCCAAGAAAAAUCCUUUUCCGGGGACAGCAAGAAGUUUAGUAGAUGGCUUCUUCUGUUCUAAUCAUCAUCCAAUCAACCAACACAAUCAACCAACAACAACAACACACAAUUAUUUAUGUUUCAUAAGGUUUGAAGCUUUUGUCUUUUGCUAGAACCAGUAGGUCGUCCUCUCAUCUUCUUAACAGUAGGCAAGGUUCCCCUCCGCCGGAGCCACGAUUGUCUCUACUAGAUUGACUAACAGUGAAAAAAGGAGGUUCAGGAACAAAACACAGUGAUGUCGUUCUUGUUCAUCGUUCUUCUCCCACUUACCACGAUACAGCCAGACUAUUCAAAGACAAAAACAAAAACACAAAGGCACCACAAUUUGGUCGGGAUUCUGUAAAAAAAAAAAAGAAACAGAGGAGGAAGAUAAAGAAGAAGAUAAGGACCAUGAGAGAGAAAAAUGAAAUUUUUGUUUAAUCGUAAUCUUACCAAAAUUUUAUAAUAUUUUUAAACUUACGGGGCACCUAAUGUGACUUACAAACUCAAUAUAUCAAAGGGCUCUAAAUGUAAUUUUACAUACACUUUAUCUACAGUAACUGCCAUACUUUUACUGUAUUAGGUAUAUUCCUAAUUUCCCACUUCUUUAUGGGUUUUGAGCUAAUUGACUCAAAAUAAUAUGAUAUAUCAUUUUUAUUUCCUAUUUUGUUGUUUUUAAAAAAAUCCUAUUUUGUUUGAUUUAUUAAAUUUCACGUACAUGUUAUAGCUUUUAGUGUAACCGAGUAUAUACGGAUAUGCGCAUUUUUAUAAGCAUAUGUACAGGUGCAGGUCUAAUAUAAAUUCACAUAGAACAGUAUGAAAAUUUAUCAAUUCAUAUAAUAAAAACUAUCUCAUUUUAGUUCUAGAAAACAAUGCGCCACCUUUUAGCUUCAUCCAUUCGUUAGCCCAAACGUAACAAAAGCUGGUCAAAGGGGCGCCGACGGUUUAGAAACAACGAUUGCUCAAAGAAACUGUUACGUUGUUAAAUCUUUUUUCAUUUUUUGUUAAUUUAACAUUUGACCAAUUUUUUUUUGUUGAGAAGAAACAAAAAACAGAUAGAGAAAACCAAAUCUUCAGCGAAACAAAUAAAAGCAAAGUUGAUAUGAAAAGUUUUGAGAACAGAUCAUUCCCUUUCAUAACUUAUACUUAUCAUCAUCCUCAUGAACGAAUCUCUAGCACUAACUCCUGCGCCUUGGCCAGCGCUUAGCAACGUCGAAGUUUGUAACCGAGCUUUCUUCAACAUCUCUUCUUACGGAAUCUUGGAAAACUAUGAAGCUCCGAGUGUCAUCUUCGGAUACGCAUUGCCUCUUCUUGAGUUGCAGAUCCUUAUCAUCUUCGUUUUAAUCGUGUUAUCUCAUAUGUUCCUUAGAUUUAUUGGCGUACCACAGUUCGUUUCUUACAUGUUUACGGGGUUGCUUCUGGGACGUCACCUAUUUGAUCUUCAGGACUUUUCUUCCCACCGUUUAUCGUUAGACGUGGCGUUAGAUGGUAACAUAGCGUUAGAAGGUGUGGCCAACUUGGGUUUAAUAAUGUUCACGUUCUUGAUGGGCGUGAAGACCAAUAAAAGAGCCAUGUUUCAUAUCGGUAAAGGCACGGUUGCGAUCGCGGUUUUGUCCUUUGUGGUGACUAUGACCGCCGGAUUAGCCUUUAGAAACUUUCAGCUAGACAAGGCCGACCCUCUCUAUAUGCCUCUGAAACUGGCUCCAACAGAACGCACCGUGAUUGUAUCAGUUCAAGCGUUAACGCUGUUACCCGUAAUAACGCACCUGGUAUAUGAGCUUAAGAUUCCAAACUCGGAGCUCGGCCGCCUCGCCAUAUCUAUUGCAACGAUUAAUGAUCUCCUAGGAUUUAUCACUCUGCAAUGCGUUUCAUAUGUAGCAUCAUACAGGUAUGUAUCGCCUAGAAUAGCCAACCGCGAUGCAUUGGCAAUGACCAUCUUAAUCCUUGUGAUCCUAUUCAUCAUCAAGCCUACGGCUCAAUGGAUAGUCGACACAAGUCCAGAAGGCAAACCCGUACGGGAACUCUAUGUAUACGGAACAAUUAUGAGCGCAAUCGCUGCGAGUAUUUGCACAACUUAUUUCCACCAAGUCCACGUUUUAGGAGCUAUAUUGGUCGGGAUGGCCAUCCCAGACGGUCCACCUCUUGGGUCUGCGUUAGAAGCCAAGUUUGAGGGAUUGGUUACAAACAUAUUUUUACCGAUUUCAAUAGUGGUAAUGACCAUGAAAGCUGACAUUUCAAAGGUAUUGUACGCGUUCGAUGACAUAGCCAUUAACAUAUUUUUGGUGGGUUUCACAUUGGUCGUCAAAUGGACUGCUACUUUUGGGUCUUGCUUGAUCUUCAAGUUACCUACUAACGAAUCUAUUAUCCUCGCCAUUAUGAUGAACUAUAAGGGUUUUGUCGACUUAUGCUUCUUUGAAGGAGCCGCGAAUCAUCGGAAUCUAUCGCAAGCCACUCACACGUUCAUGAUAAUAUACGUUCUUUUGAUCGCGGGAGUUUUACCUACUACUGUGAAAGCACUGUACGAUCCAAAGAGGAAGUAUAUAGGAUACGUCAAGAGAGACAUCAUGCAUCUGAAACCAAACUCAGAUCUCAAGAUCCUAACAUGUUUGCAUAAACCGGACAACAUCUCUGGCGUGCUCUCGCUGCUACAACUGCUCUCUUUCACUCCUGACGGCGAGAGUAAUAAAGACAGAGGAGUCAUCGCUGUCACAGCAUUACACCUCGUGAAACUCGCUGGAAGUUCGUUUCCAAUCUUGAUACCACACGACAAGCGGACAAAACCACAGUUGCAUCAAAACUCUUACAUUCAAACAAUGAUGCUCGUGUUCUCCGAGUUCCAACAAGAGAAUUGGGCAUCUACGGCUGUUAGCUUCUUCACAGCUUACUCUCAAGAGGAUCUAAUGGAUCAUGACAUUUGCAAUCUUGCUCUAGACCACCACACAUCGAUGAUCAUCGUCCCUUCUGGACGAAAAUGGUCACCUGAUGGAUUAUAUGAAUCGGAUGAUAAUGUGAUCAGAAGUGUGAACGCUUCUCUCCUCGACCGCGCUCCCUGUUCUGUAGGUGUACUCAAUGACCGAAGCUACCGUACCAAGAAAAAGAGUAACGGUACCGUUAACAUCGGUGUGAUCUUCAUUGGAGGUAAAGAUGAUCGCGAGGCCAUCUCGCUUGCGAAAUGGAUGAGACAGAAUCCGAGAGUGAGUCUCACAGUGAUUCGGUUUUUAUCUGGUCAAGAACCAGACAAGAAUAAGAAUUGGGAUUACCUUGUUGAUAAUGGGGUCUUAAACGAUUUGAAAGAAACAUAUGCAUCCUCUGGGAAUUUCGUUUAUGCGGAGAAGAUAGUCAACGGUGGUCCCGCGAUGGCCACCGCCGUAAGAUUGGCGGCGGAAGAUUAUGACUUGAUGAUUGUAGGGAGAGGUCGCGACGAUGAUUUGCUGGAUGUCUCGGGUUUGGCGGAAUGGAUGGAGCUUCCGGAGUUAGGAGUCAUAGGAGAUUUGCUUGCAUGUAAAGAUCUAAAAACUAGGGUUUCUGUUUUAGUAGUUCAACAACAGCAGCAACAUGAGUGAGUGUAGUUGUGUAACCUGUCAAUGAUAUGCUUGGAUGUAAAGAUCUAAAUUACAUGAACAAAUUCAUUUCUUCUCAUCUUGUUUUGAAUUAGAAGUCCAUGAUUCCUAACUAAAAGUUAUAGUAUACGUACUAAUAACAACAAAACUGUAAUUUUCACCAUAAUAAUUUGCGCAAAUGAUUUCUCCCACUCCGAUAAAGACUUAGUGACCACUGCGAAUAAUUUUUACCUGUCACUG
Molecule: messenger RNA, 4243 nt
Organism: Brassica napus (rape)
Lineage: Eukaryota; Viridiplantae; Streptophyta; Magnoliopsida; Brassicales; Brassicaceae
Product: cation/H(+) antiporter 9-like
Exons: 4
Coding region: 1604-4006 (800 amino acids)
Biological process (GO): regulation of pH; proton transmembrane transport
Cellular component (GO): membrane; endomembrane system
Molecular function (GO): antiporter activity
Source: RefSeq, a predicted model, not a curated record